UUCGUUCUGUUCUGCAGCUGCUUGAUAACACGAAGGUUUAGGGUUCUCUCCAGAGAUGGCUUCUUCAGAAACGGAGAGCAGCACCAGAGGUUCUCAAAAUCCAGACUGGGAAACCGAGUUUAACCGCUUCGAAAAGGCGAUUUCGUCUUCUCCGGCUCCGAUCCGCGUAAGAUCCGUCAUGAAGCUAUCAGAAUCAGCGAAUCGAAUCCCGAAGAGUAUUCUCUCCCGCGCCAUCCCAAUCCUCGCCGGUCUCCUUCGCGUCUCCGAUGAUCCCAGCCGUUCAGUCCAAUCCGCCGCCGCGCAUUGCUUGAAACGCAUCGCAUGUAUCGGCGGCGAAGAGAGCGGGUUCGCGGUGAAGAUGGGAAGGUGCGGCGUGAUUGCUUGCUUGCUAGGUCUCUUACUCGAAGCGAAUGGUAACGACAUCGCGUUACGAACGAUUUGGGUGAAGUGUUUGUGGAGUUUAGUUACUUUCGGAUCUUCGAUUCGAAUCGGAUUAGCUAGGUUAGGUGGUUUAGAGAUUGUGAUUCGUGAGUUAAAUACUUGGGAAGAUGAUUCGAGUAGAUGGUGUUUGUUAGAGAUCCUUACUGCUUUGACGACGAUACGAGAGAUGAGACACGUUCUUGUCCAUAACGGAGGGUUGAAGUUUCUUGUGGAAGCGGUUAGAGUUGGGAACUUGGCGUCUAGAGAGAGAGCUUGUCACGCAAUUGGGUUGACUGGGAUCACUAGACGAGCUAGGAGAUUGCUGGUCGAAGCUGGAGUGAUUCCAGCUCUUGUGGAUCUGUUUAAAGAUGGAGAUGAGAAGACAAAGCUUUUAGCUGGUAAUGCCUUGGGGAUCGUAUCGGCUCAGACCGAGUAUGUUAGGUCUGUGACUGCAGCCGGUUCUGUUCCUUUGUACGUUGAGCUUCUCUCGGGGCGAGAUCCAGUGGGGAAAGAUAUUGCAGAGGAUGUGUUCUGUAUAUUGGCUGUAGCUGAGGGUAAUGCUGUUUUGAUAGCGGAACAGCUGGUGAGGAUCUUGAGAGAGGGAGAUGAUGAAGCCAAGUUGGCAGCUUCUGGUGUGUUGUGGGCUCUUUCGGGUUAUAGGCAUUCUGUGUCUGUUAUUAGAGACUCUGGUGCGAUUCCUUUGCUGGUCGAGAUUUUGAGAGAUGGAUCUGCUGAGUUCAGGGAGAGGGUUUCUGGAGCUAUCUCUCAGUUAAGUUACAACGAAGACGACCGUGAGGCUUUUUCUGAUUCCGGUAUGAUACCGAUUCUGAUUGAGUGGUUGGGUGAUGAGUCGGAAGAGCUUAGGGAUAAUGCAGCGGAGGCACUUGUUAAUUUCUCUGAAGACCAACAGUAUUAUGGUAGAGUGCGUGAGGCUAUAGGGCAUCCUGUGUUUCGGAAUAUGCAGAGCAAACUUGCUAGAAUCCGAGCUUCUCAUGAGCUGAUGAUGAUUAGGUCAAUGAGAAGGGUUACAAUUGAACCUCUUGCUCGGGAUCAAGAUCUUCUUUGAUCUUGAUGGGAAAAUCCAGCUCUCCAACUUCUCUGAUGUAUGUUUAUAUAAUCUUGACUCAACUGCUGUUUGAUUUGUGCACUUUUUCUUUUGAGACGUUUGUAAUCUAUACAUGUACCAAGGGUAUUGACUUUGAACAGAUAUGGAUUUUAUGUCAUCGAUCUUCCUUUA
Messenger RNA from Brassica rapa (field mustard), 1657 nucleotides. Its product is annotated as U-box domain-containing protein 4. NCBI's taxonomy places the organism in Eukaryota, Viridiplantae, Streptophyta, Magnoliopsida, Brassicales, Brassicaceae. Gene Ontology annotation, molecular function: protein binding. The record is from RefSeq and is a predicted model, not a curated record.